AUGUCUCGCGACAACGACGUUGACGUUGAUAAGAAUGCCCAAUUCAACACCGCUGUGACAGGCGUCGGUUCACGUACCAAGCAAGAAAGCGUCUCCACCGCCAACCAUGGUUCUCAGUCUCCGGCAGCACUACCCGGUGCAAAGUCCCCCGGUGUCAUACGCAUCGAAGCUCUCAACGCUCACACGUCCUUCAUCAAUCGCUGCUGCAUCUUCUUCGGCAUCUUCCUUGUCGCGUAUGCGUAUGGUUUGGAUGGAACGCUACGGUACACUUAUCAGCCAUACGCUACUGCAGGAUUCCAGGAACAUUCGACGUUAGCCACUAUUAAUGUAUUGAGAAGUGUCAUCGCAGCCGCCGCGCAGCCCACCGCUGCCAAGAUUGCCGAUGUCUUUGGCCGUGUAGAAGUCGUCGUCCUCUCCAUCUUCUUCUACAUCCUUGGAACAGUCAUCGAAGCUGCCAGCAAAGAUGUCGAGUCCUUCGCUACAGGUGCAGUCUUUUACCAGGUAGGCUACACGACUGUCAUUGUCCUCAUCGAAGUCAUCAUAGCCGACAUCACAUCCCUUCGUUCCCGCCUCUUCUUCUCCUACAUACCCGCUAUUCCGUUCUUGAUCAAUACGUGGGUUAGUGGGGAUGUCAGUCAGGCUGUGCUCAACCAAACGACUUGGCGAUGGGGUGUAGGCAUGUGGUGUAUCAUCUACACUGUGUGCUGCAUCCCGCUAGUUGCCUCGCUCAUGUGGUCAAGCCGACAAGCCCGAAAGGCUGGAGCACUCGACAAGUACCAAACGCCGUACCAGGUCCAUGGAAGUACCAAGAACUUGCUAAUGGCGCUCUUCUGGCAAAUGGAUGUCCCUGGUAUCGUGCUACUGAUCGUCGUGUUCGGCUGCAUUCUGACGCCUUUUACUAUUGCGGGUGGCGAACAGUCGCAAUGGGGUACGGCAAAAGUCAUCACUCCCCUCAUUAUCGGGGUUCUGUGCGUCCCCAUUUUCGUCAUGUGGGAGCAGAGAGCACCGCAUCCGAUGCUUCCCUUCCAUCUUCUCAAGGAUCGCGCCGUCUGGGGUGCUCUUGGAAUCGCUUGCACCUUGAACUUCGCAUGGACUAUGCAAGGCGACUUCCUCUACACCGUACUCGUCGUUGCAUUCGACGAAUCCAUCAAGAGCGCAACUCGAAUCAGCUCUUUGUACAGUUUCACUUCUGUCAUCACCGGAUUGAUCCUCGGUGGAAUUGUAUUCAAAGUUCGCCGCCUCAAGCCGUUCAUCAUCGCGGGCACUUGUCUGUUCGUGGUAGCUUUCGGCCUUCUGAUUCGCUUCCGCGGUGGCUCGGGCGGUUCAUCGCAUUCUGGCAUUGUUGGCGCGCAGAUAUGCUUAGGUAUCGCGGGAGGCAUGUUCCCAUAUCCUGCACAGGCCAGCAUCCAAGCUGCAACAAAACACGAACAUGUCGCCAUCGUGACAGGCAUCUACCUCGCAACUUACAACAUUGGUAGUGCGCUUGGUAAUACGGUCUCGGGUGCCAUGUGGCAGCAAAUCAUACCGAAUGAGCUGGCUCGUCGGAUUGGAGAUCCUUCCCUCGCAUCCGUCGUUUACGGCGAUCCGUUUUCGUUCGCUGCUUCGUAUCCAGUGGGCACGGCCGAACGUACUGCUGUGAUUGAGGCAUAUCGGCAUGUGCAAAAGCUACUUUGCAUUGCGGGUAUCUGUCUUGCAGUGCUUCUUGUCGCAUUCUCGCUGGUUAUCCGCGAUCCGAAGUUAGGCAAGGAGCAGAGUUUGGAGCAUGCUGAGGAAGAUGCGGAAGUUGUCCGCUCGGAUAGUAAGCAGUAA
This is a messenger RNA of Alternaria atra, 1809 nucleotides long. RefSeq lists its product as uncharacterized. Bases 1 to 1809 code for a protein of 602 amino acids. The transcript has 4 exons. Gene Ontology annotation, cellular component: endosome; vacuolar membrane. The record is from RefSeq and is a predicted model, not a curated record. Gene Ontology annotation, molecular function: siderophore-iron transmembrane transporter activity. NCBI's taxonomy places the organism in Eukaryota, Fungi, Ascomycota, Dothideomycetes, Pleosporales, Pleosporaceae. Gene Ontology annotation, biological process: intracellular iron ion homeostasis; transmembrane transport.